Pediculus humanus corporis (human body louse) is the source of this 7098-nucleotide messenger RNA. RefSeq lists its product as uncharacterized. Gene Ontology annotation, biological process: cell differentiation. The transcript has 31 exons. Lineage: Eukaryota; Metazoa; Arthropoda; Insecta; Psocodea; Pediculidae. Bases 1 to 7098 code for a protein of 2365 amino acids. The record is from RefSeq and is a predicted model, not a curated record.
AUGUCUACUCUGUCGGGGAUAGCUUCAAAAGGGGAGAAAGGAAAGUCAAAAUAUCAGUGUUUGGAUAUAAAUAAUCUCUAUAGGGGAGAAUCUUUAGAACCAAGUCAACAAAAAAGUACAGUACAACGUUUCAAACAUGGGAUGCAAAGUUUGGGCAGAGUGCCCUCAGCCAGACGCCCACCUGCUAAUUUGCCCAGCUUAAAAUCAGAAAGUAGUGGUAGUGAGCCAGCUGUAAGUUUAGUUCCGACCGGUGGUGCAGGAUGGGGAAACAAAGCUGGGGAGACUCAGUCUCCCACUACGAGUCAGUCAAAUGCAACGACAAAUUCAAAUGCAGUUCAAACAAGUGCUGCAAGCCAUGUUCAAACAGUUUCUACGACACCUUCGAAUUCAGUUUUACCGUCACAGCCAACAGUGCACACAACUGCCCACGAACAGCCUGUUGCGACUACUACACAUGCAACCAUGGGCGACAAAUCGUGGAGCAGUAUUAUGGCAGGGGAAGCUGGCACCCAUCCUCCCAGUUUUUUAGCUCACCAAUCACCCCUAUUUCAACAGGAAUUCCCCAAAUUAUCCAGUGGAGACGGGCAAAAUGCUCAAACUGGACAAAAAAGCGGAUCAGAUACUCAGUAUGGUCCAGGACCCAGUCUACGCCCGCAAACGGAAGGAAGCUGGAUACAGGGAGGUGGGCGCACUCAAACAGGUGGAGUAUCGGGUACAAGCGGGUCACAAUCUCUGGCCCAGGGCCCCCUUCCUCAUCAUCCAGGCGUAGUAGAUCACGGUGGAGGACGGAACAACUUGGGACCACAUCCGCCUCCUGGUGUAGCUAUGGGCCCGGGAGGCCCCGGAAUGGGAAUCUCUGCUAAUGGACCAACCAUUCAUGCACCUCCAAUGCAUAUUCCUCCAGGAACAUCACCUCAAUUUAGAACAAUGCCACCGAUGGUAUAUAGAACAAAUUUUCCGGGGGCCUUUCCUCCUAGCUUUCAAGCCGGUAUGGGGCAUCCACGCCAACGAUUUCCCGGCAAUUUUCUUUCGGAAGGAAGGUUUGUUGGACGGCCUAUUGAUGGAGAAGAAAUUAUUACAAGGCCAAUAAUUAAAGAAGAAGAAUUGAAUCAUAUGGACGAUAUUGCACGAGAUUCCAGCUGGGCAAGACCAGAUGAAAUAGAUUACAAUGAAAAGAUAGUUUUUAGUGAUACAGAAGAUAGUCCACAGGAUGAAGAUAAAAAUAAGGCUCGUCGCGAAGACAAAAAGGAUCGUGAUAGAGAUUCUAAAGAUACGUCAGAAAACGAGAAAGACAGAAAUCGGAUGGACAAAGACCGUAGAUCAGAGGAACGUUCGGAAAAGCGAAAUUCUGAUGCUACUUCCAGAAACUGGCAAUCUUAUGGCUAUACUAGGUAUCCGCCGCCUUCUAAGCCACAACACAUUGCUUCAAGAGAUAGAGAGUGUGAAGAAGAAUCAUUGAAGGAAAAGAGAAGAUUACAAAUAGAAUUAGUUGCCGUCGUAACGGAAAGAGCAAUUUUAAGAAAGGAAGAAGAGGAAAAAAGACAUGAAGAAACUAAAAGGGCUGCAGCCAAAAAGCUUCAAUUAUUAGAUGAAAGAUUAAAUAAAAAUCAUGGAAAUGACAAAAAAGAUCGCGAAGAAACUCCGACAACUGUUGUACCAUUUCCGACUUGGCUCGACAAAAAUAGGCAGGGAGAUUCUGAUCGCGAUAGAUCUCGAACUAGUAGCGAAGGGAAAGAUGACAAAGCUCGGCAUGAUAGUUCCGAUUUUAGAUCAUCUACACAAGUGGAUAGACAAUCAUUUUUAAGAAACGAGAGAGAUGGUCGUUCUCGUUUGCCGGGUGAUGACAGAGUUAAAAGAGAUUACGAUGAAAAGGAUAACAAAUUGCAACCGUCUCAUAGACAAGAGCGGUCUCGUCUUGAUGAUAGAGAAAGAAAUGUUCGCUCUGGAGAUGGACCUCAAAACUAUAUAAGGCAUUAUCAGAAUAAUGUUCCUCCAAGAUUUCUAAAGCAACAGGCUGAACGGAAUCAAUCGGUUGUGUCUAAUAAUAAUUUUAUCAGAUCGACAAACUCUCCCCAACCUUCAUCACAGGCAGCUUCAAAUAAUUUUGAUCCUCAUUGGAGUCAUUCCAGUAAUUCAUUUAUUUCUCAAUCUUCCUCUCUUCCUCCUGGAAAUAGAAUACUCUCAAGACGAUUUAAUAGUGAAAGUAGUGAAUCAAAUACUGAUAAAAACAGAAACGAUCGGGAAUCCGAAGAUUGGGACAUGCAUGACAGGUAUAAAUCCUCAAGGGAUAGAAAUUAUGGAAAGCAUGCUACCCAACAUUUUGAGGUUGAACACAAUAGACGUUUUCUCGAAAGGAACGAUAGAAGAGACCUUGAUUCCGAGCGAAGUACCGAAGAUAAUUGGGAGAAGGAAAACAAUAGAGAUAAUAGAGAUUCUGCUUCAAGGGAAAAAGAUCGUGAGCGACACGUCGUUGAUGAUCGUAAUAAAAACGAUGUAAAUUUCGAAGAUGAAAAGGAAUGGAGACAGGGGAAAGAGCGUAAAAACGAAGAAAGGGAUACGACAGAGCCAGAGGAAGAUAGGGAUACGGAUAACAGUAGAAAAGAUGAAAAGAGAGAUGAGCGUAGAGUCGAUAGACCUCAGAGGCCUGACAGUAGAGAUAGUAGAGCGUCUCGGGAAUCGAGAAAUUCAAGAGAUUCCGUUCGAGAUGAUAAAUUGGAUGUGGAUCAUAAAAAUUCUAGUAGUGGGAGACCUUUUGGUUCAUCAAUGAUAAAGCCUCAUUUCAAAGAUGAUAAGAAAAAAAUAAAUGAAAGAAAAGAAGAAAGGGAUAAAAAAGAACAAGGAGGGCAUGGAAAAUUGGGUGAUGAAUAUAUUUUUGCAUUUCCUAACAAACCAAGGCAUAGGUUUACUAACCAACGACACGUUCCGGGACCACCAAUCACCCGAGAAAAAUUAGAAGCUUCCGUAAGAAAUGACACGAAGCGAAGCUUGACUCAACUUAAAAGAUUUUCCGAUGGUAAACGGUCGAGCGAAGAAAAGGAAAUUUGGGACAAUCAGGGAAAUAAAGAAAGGAAACCCAGCGAAUUAUGGUCUGAAUCCACUGAAAAAACUGAAGUCCAAACUACUAAGCAAUCUUCAAAUGUUAUUCCUGAUGAUAAGAAUAAUAAAGUGACAACUGCCGACAACAAAGAAGCUGAAAAAUCGCAAAAUGUGAAGCAAGAAAAUCUAGAAAAAGUCAAAACUGAAAUUAAGGAUGAAAAAGAUAAUAAAGUCGAAAAACAAGACGAUGACAAAGAAAAGCGGGAAAAAGGUUCCAAAAACCGUGGAAGUCGUGGACGUCCUGAACCUAGGGGAGGUCGACAAGGAUGGUCAGUGUAUAGAAAUAGUCAUAGUAAUAGAGGUGAUCGUCGUAGAAGAGAAUCUGGUCGAAUGUCCGGGCGAAAUCGAUUUUCUAAUCGUGAGUGGAAUCGCAUGAGUGAAUCUGAUCUCUCGGGUGAUGAAAUAUCGGCUUCCACUGAAUCCGGAAAGGAAGAUAAAAAAGUAGACGGCGUUAGGCAAUCGAAAUCUCGGUCGCAUUUCAAAAAAACGGAAAAAGAUGAAAGGAACAAAGAGAUGAGAAAAGGAGAAAUGGGAAUAAAUAAGGGAAGUUAUCAAAGUUUAACCGCUCCACGAUUCGAUAGGAAAAACGAUUAUAUCGGAGGGAGUCGCGAGGGUUUCGCACCUAGCGGUCAACCUUCGAGAAGAGGACGAGGUUCGAUAAGAAUGAGAGGAGGUUUAAGUCGUCGAAUGGAUGGAUACGGUCCACCUUCAGCGAAAAGUCCGUUCAGUCAUCAAGAUGAUAAAAAAAAUCAUUCCGUGGAAAAAAUUAACGAUGCGGUAACGGAAGAAAAGGGAAGUACCGAGGAAGACAAAUCGAAACAAAAACAGUCUCCAGCCUUAAAUAAUGCGAACGCAGCACAGAAAGGCCCUGUAAAUAAUGUUAAAACCUCUCAAAUACCUCCUAGAAUGCAAAAGAAAUCGGAAACGGAACAAAGGGAAUCUAAUAAAAACAAAAAUAAUUCGAGCCUUCGUCAUCACGGUAAUAAGCAAACAACAGAUCAAGGUGAUGAUGCUUGGGAAACAACAUCCGAAAAUAGUGAAGAAGAACGUAAGGCCGAUUCAAGAAAUAAUCGAAAAAAUUACCCUCGACGAAUUCCCUACGGUGGUCGUAACGAUGGUCUCGGUAAUUCGGGAACUCCUGGUUCACGUUCAGAUCGUCUCGGUUCGCGUUCCAAUUCUAAUAAAAAAUUUGGUGGUCGCGAUAGUCAUUUAAAUAAAAAUAAUGAAUCGAGUACAAGGCCGCACAAUGCUUCCGUUACAAAAGUGGAUGCAGUUGGUAAUAAAGAUGAUUUAAAUCCGAGCGACGGUAAUUCUUCCUUGAACUCAAAUCUGGAUAAACUCAAAAACGGUGAAGACAAAGAUUUUGGAGACGGUAGAAACAAAUUAAAAGACAAUUCUAAACUAGACAGAGACAGGAAAGGUAACCGUGACAGAGAUAGAGAUAGACGGCAUAAAUUGACCAAGGAUUCUGUUAAUAUACAUUCACCUCACACCGGAUGUAAGUUUGACCCCAUGUCAUCCUCGAUGCCUAAAAACUACGAAAGGAAAUCUAAUUUGCCUCCGAGAUUUGCUAAACAAAAGCAAAAUCAUCGCGUUCAAAAGCAACAAGCAACGGAAGUUAAUGAAGCUAAUAAAAUGAAUCACAACAUAAAUAUAUUUCCAAUGAAAGAAGGAGGAGUUACAACUCCUUCCGUAAGUGCUUGGGAAAAACCUCUCCGCUCUACGUCUCCUCCCAAAUCCGGUUCCAUGCAAAUGGUUGUGAAUUCAUCGGAGCCCAUGCAAUCGGAAAAUAGCAGUCAACGAAGCAGUCCUCACAUUCCUAGAGAUGCCGUUGACAAAGCUUUGCUCGAUGGAAGUUCACCGCCAGUUAAUACAAUAAUUUUCGAAAACACUAACUUUAAGUCUACUCCUAAUGAUGUUGUUUUAAAAAAUCAAUUUAAUUCUCAAGCGAUGAAGCAGCAGAGAUGCGACAAAGGUGAUAGAAAAAUAAGUGAAGAACCUGAAGAUAUGCUUGGAUUUUCAGCGGCCAAAACGGAUCUGACGGCGACGUCAAGCGAAAGAGAUGUUAAGGCUUCGGAUUCUUCAAUGAUUUACGGGAAGACGGAAGAUAAUUCCGACAUGAAAUUGGAUUUUCAAUUUGAAACCGAAUUGUCUCAGCUAACUGACGAUAAGUCAUCGAAGGGAAUGAGAGAUUUGGCACGAUCUAUUCAACAAUCUACCAUGUCUCCUUCAACGGCAGAUUUAAACUUUAAGAUAGCUUCGGUAAAAAAGGUUUGGGAAUCUAUGCAUACAGUUUCGGAACAUGCCGAAGACGGGAAUAAUGUAUCAACAUUUUCUCCAAACUUUUCUCCCGACUCAACAAUGGAUCCUUCUUACGCGAAAGCGGUUGAUGGAUCUGUGGUUGUAACGGAUGAUGGUAGUGAAGUUGUGUACAAUGCUGGCCCUCAAAUUCAAGUUAAUGUCAAUUACACAACUUCAAAGACUGAUGUGUCUUCAACGACUAGUAACGUUUGCAAGGUAAAGCCUCAGCAGCAGACCGUUUUAAGUUCAGGGCAUUCUCCCAUCGGACAUUCAGGGCAAUCCCCUCUUAAUCACGGUGGGCCAAUCUCACCGCCUCCGUAUAGUACGCCUCAAGCUGGUCAAUUCAAUUAUCAGCAGACGAGUAUGGGUAAUACGGCGGCUCAAUUUGGUGGAAUAUCAGCCAUACCUUCUCCUCCUACAGUUCUUUACAAUUCAUCGACUCAACUUCCUCCGGCGUACCAAACAUUCCAAAUUGACGGAACUCAAGUUCUCAGUAGUCAAGCUAGAUCCCAAUUUUCACAGUUUCCUCCCUACGGUUUGUCUCAGGGUAUCGGUCAAACGUCUGCGUUCAGUCAGCAAUCGGUUUACUUACACCAAACGGCUCCCCCGACGGCGGCUCCCGAUUUGUAUCAGUCGUCUUUAUCUCAAUUUCGUAUGCAGCCUGGACAUUUUGGUCAAUCUCAAUUAAACAGCAAUCCUAACACAGUCUUGAUUUCGUCUACUGCCAAUUCUUUGCCAAUUACUGCUACCGUAAAAUCUUCUUCUCAACCGAUAGGAGCCAUUGGGACAAAAGGAGCAACUCCUUUUCAGCAAAAUCCACUGCCAUCUCAACACUCUCAAUUAUACAUACCUUAUGAUCCCGUUCAACUGGGCGUAAAUCAAAGUUAUUUGCCCAAUUCUCAAAUCGUUCAACGAGGAGGUCCGGUUCAACCUUCUGCAUCUUCUUUUUAUUCGGGUUCCGCGGGAGCUCAAACUGGAUUUUAUCAAGCGACUGGAUCGACUUUAACGCAGCAAGCACCGGGAGCUCCGCAGCUUCAUCAGGCGACAGGUUACAAUCUUCAGGGCUUCAAUUCUCAGUCUUCUGCCACUGCCGUGGGCCUUCAAAGUUUUGGCUCUCAGAUGGGAACCCAGCAGUUUCGCACGCCUGGCAGCGUGCCCCCCUCUACAUAUCUCAAGUCAGCAGUGACACCUCUUCAUCCGACGACUAUUAAUUUGACACAGAAAAGCUCAACAACAAACACCCCUCAAAUUCCGUCCCCGAAACCUAGACCUUCGAAACAAAUAAGUCAGCAACAACCGCAACAGAGUCCAACUCAACAGAGUAAUAAUAAAUUUGGUUCUUAUCAAUGCGUCACGCAGGCUUCCCAAUUGCAGCAAUCCGGAAUUCAACAAAGAGUAUCACAAAAUAACAUGAAUUUACAAAGCGUUAGAAGCACAGGAGGUUCUCCCCGAUACCCGAAUCCGAUACAGAGACCGGUUGCGUACCAGCACAGCGGUAAUCGAUACAGGCCGCAACCGUCGAGACCGGUUUCAAAUGUCAAAUCGUAUUUCGGAUCUCAAGAAGGGAAUUUGAAACUGGAAGAAAAUAACGAUCUUAAGUCAGAUGAGACGAAUCAAUUGAGUAGUUGCGAGACGAAAAUGGGGGAUUCAAACGCACAAGGGAAAACUGGUAAUCCCGACGAAGAUGCACCCAAGGACUGA